Molecule: messenger RNA, 3031 nt
Organism: Hemiscyllium ocellatum (epaulette shark)
Lineage: Eukaryota; Metazoa; Chordata; Chondrichthyes; Orectolobiformes; Hemiscylliidae
Gene: tyro3
Product: TYRO3 protein tyrosine kinase
Exons: 17
Coding region: 400-2718 (772 amino acids)
Biological process (GO): cell surface receptor protein tyrosine kinase signaling pathway; cell migration; phagocytosis
Cellular component (GO): signaling receptor complex
Molecular function (GO): transmembrane receptor protein tyrosine kinase activity; protein binding; ATP binding
Source: RefSeq, a predicted model, not a curated record
GGGAGAGAUAGAGCAGUGUACUGGGGCUGGGUGAGAGUGUGCCGGAGCCGGGCUUCUGUGUGUGUGUGUGUGUGUGUGUCCCUCCUCUCCCUGCAGCUCAGGAGGAGCCUGUGCAGAGAGAGAGAAAGAGACUGUUCUUCGUUUGGUGCCUGAGGAAUGGGGAGGUGCCUGUACAUUUCUCCUGCUCUGACUGUUCCUGUGUGUGUGUGCCUGUAGCAGCAGCAGCAGCAACUCUACCCUCGCCAUGAAGCGGUGCCUGCCCCCGCUGUGGGAUCUCCCUGUGCAGUAAGGCAGCAUUACCCACCCUCUCUCCAACACCCACUCAGGACAGCAACUCUUCCCUCUCCCCAAACACCCCUCCCCGGUGCAGCAUCUCCAGCCCGGGCUCCGCUUGGCUGGAUGACUCCGGGAUCGAGUCUCACCAUCGCCUUCCUGCUUCUCCCGCUGACCUGCGGGUUGGAGUUUGUGCUGAACCCCACCAACCUGACCGUGUCGCUGGGCCUGAACGCUCAGAUACGAUGUCGGCUGAAGGGGUUCACGGGGCCGCCGUCCAUCAUCUGGGUGAAGGACGGCGAAGAGCUGCGCAGCGCGGAUUUCAUAAACAUUCACGUCGGCGAGGACGAGUUUCUGAGCAACAUCAGGCUGGUGGAUGUGCAGCAGACAGACAUGGGCUGGUAUUGGUGUGUGGCGACUGUGGACGGUGUUCAUACCAACUCCAAGAAGGCAUUUCUGGCUGUGGAAGGUCUUCCAUACAUUACAGUGCAGCCACAGGACACCAUUGUGUUUAAAAAUACACCCUUCAACUUGACAUGUGCUGCUAUUGGAAGGCCAGAGCCGACCGAGAUUGUGUGGAUGAUGGGAGAGGUGUUAGUUGAAGGAACAAGAAAAGAAUCCCCUUCUGUGCUGACCCUGAAAGGAAUUGAAAGACCGACCACCUUCACUUGUGAAGCACGCAACUCGAAGGGUGUAGCCGUUUCCAGGACAGCUAGCAUCAAGGUCAAAGUCCUGCCAGCCAAGCCCACCAAGGUGAGAGUUAGCAACGCGACUGCCACCAAUGCCAGCAUCAGUUGGAUUGUCACCUUCGAUGGCUUCUCGAAGCUGCAGAACUGCACGGCUCAGGUUUCUGAUCCCAACAAGGUAGACGCUCGGACAAAAUCCAACAUCUCCUUUGAGAGGACCUUCAUUGUGCCACCAUACAGAUAUGUCAUCAGUGGCUUGAAGCCUUUCACAUCCUAUGGUGUUAGACUCAUGUGCAGCAAUGAAGUUGGACAAUCUGAAUUCACUGACUGGAUCCAUUUCCAAACCUCUGAAGCAGGGCCAGAAAUGCCAGAGCGAAGGACUUCCUGGGCCCCUGUGAUAAUUGGAGUUCUCUGUGCAGCCUUAACUUUAAUCAGCGUGCUUCUCGUUGUGUACCACAUCCGCAGAAAGGAAAUGCAGUUUGGGGAGGCCUUUGGCCCUAUUUCUGACGGCGUGGGGCAGAUGGUACAGUACAGGGCAGGAAGAGUCUACAACCGCAGAGGGGCAGAACGCAUCGAGGCAACUUUCGAUACUUUGGGAAUCAGUGACGCUUUGAAGCAGAAGUUGGAAGAUAUUUUCAUUCAUGAGAGACAGCUGGAGCUGGGGCGCACGCUGGGCAGAGGGGAGUUCGGCUCUGUCAAGGAGGCUUACCUAAAGAUGGAAGACGGGUCGUCUCAAAGAUUGGCUGUGAAAAUGCUAAAAACUGAAAUCAAUGCGUCUGGAGAUAUCGAGGAGUUCCUGCGCGAGGCAGCCUGCAUGAAGGAAUUCAAUCACCCAAACGUCAUUAAGGUGAUUGGAGUGAGCCUCCAGAGUCGAGCCCAUCGCCGGCUUCCCGUCCCCAUGGUCUUGCUGCCCUUCAUGAAACACGGAGACCUUCGCACCUACCUUGUACUGUCCCGGCUUGGAGACCAGCCAGUGGACAUCCCCCUACCAAUCCUCCUGAACUUUAUGAUUGACAUUGUGAAAGGGAUGGAGUAUCUCAGCAACAAGAACUUUGUCCACAGGGACCUGGCCACACGCAACUGCAUGCUGGACCAAGAUAUGCGCGUAUGUGUGGCAGACUUUGGCUUAUCACGCAAGCUGUACAGUGGUGAUUACUAUAGGCAAGGUAGCACCAGCAAGCUGCCCGUUAAAUGGAUUGCCCUGGAGAGUUUGGCAGAUAACGUAUACACAGUUCACAGUGAUGUGUGGUCAUUUGGAGUCACCAUGUGGGAGAUCGCAGCUAGAGGUCAAACCCCGUACCCAGGAGUGGAGAAUGCGGAGAUUUAUGACUACCUCAUCCGAGGGCACAGGCUGAAGCAACCCCCAGAUUGCACUGAUGAACUGUACAAGCUUAUGCACAAGUGUUGGCACACUGACCCCAAGCUUAGGCCCUCCUUUGAAUCAUUGAGGAUAUCGCUGGAAAGCCUCUUAAUGGGCCUCUCUACCGUCGCAGAGACAGAGCAACAUCUCUACAUCAACUUACAGGAAGGGGCAGGAGCUACUGCGUCCAAUCAAGGCUGCAGCAUGGCCUGCUGGGAAGUGGAUGGUCAGAGUGCGGACAAUAUGGAGGUCUUGGCUAUUUCAGACACCGCUGACUAUCGCUACGUGACUGCUCCUCUGGGUUUCAUGGAAGACAGAACAGAGGAGACCCCGGCAAAUGAGUCGGAAGAUCCGGUUCAGGACAGGCCACUGGAAGAUGAAGUCACAAUAAAUCUUUAGCAACAGCAAAAUUAAAUACUGAGCAGUGCAAUAAUGAAACUGAGGGGGUUCCUCUCAGCUGUGCCUUGGUACCACACACGGGUCGAACACUUGUAGGUUACCACCCUCACUGGGAUCCAGAUCCAAAAAAGGACCUUUGAGAUUUCAACAAGAACUGGAGAAAACAGUUUAUUUAUAUCUCUUUGAGGAUCAAAUGUCGUUUGCUGGACAGAUUUCCGUGCAUUUUCUUUUGAUCUGAAUUUAAACUCGAAAGUUCUUUUUUAAAAAUUGUUCUCAUUGCGCAGGCAACUUGAUUAAAGGUGCAAUGAUUUUA